This is a messenger RNA of Perca flavescens (yellow perch), 5251 nucleotides long. RefSeq names its product nfe2 like bZIP transcription factor 1a (gene nfe2l1a). The record is from RefSeq and is a predicted model, not a curated record. The transcript is spliced from 9 exons. Gene Ontology annotation, molecular function: DNA-binding transcription factor activity, RNA polymerase II-specific; RNA polymerase II cis-regulatory region sequence-specific DNA binding. Lineage: Eukaryota; Metazoa; Chordata; Actinopteri; Perciformes; Percidae. The coding region runs from base 467 to 3175 and encodes 902 amino acids. Gene Ontology annotation, cellular component: nucleus. Gene Ontology annotation, biological process: regulation of transcription by RNA polymerase II.
GUCUCACCACCCCGCGUGCCCAGAACAGAGACAGAGACAGAAACCGGGACAGUGUGACACACCGGGCAACGCUCUGAGCUGGAAGAAACGUUUGGGAAGUGUCCAUGAAGACCAACAGGUUUUGGAUGAACCUCGGAACGUAUCAAUCUUUGUUUUUGUUGAGUUCCUCCUUCUAAACUUUUGCACUGAGCAGCUUGAACAGAGCAGUUUUAUGGAACCGUGUAGUGUCUGGUUCUACAUCAUAAAGUCCCUACCAGAGCAAUUUUUCAUCAUAGUUUAAGGGGUGAAAAAAUAAAGUAAAUUUUUUGGAGCCCCUCUCCUUCAUCAGGGAGGUCAGUAGUUACGUACAGAACAUACAGGGACUUAACACUUUGCCCACGGACACAAAGACAGAAGAGACACUCAUUGUGGUGGGGACUGGGUUAAGCUCUGGACCCUUUGCACGUCCUGUGACGUACCAAAGACCAUGCUGUACCUAAAGAAAUACUUCACGGAGGGCCUUAUCCAGAUGGCCAUCCUGCUCAGCCUGGUUGGAGUGUGGGUUGACGUGGGACUGGAGCCCUACAUGACACAGGAGAUGAUCCUGGGUCCCACCUCGGCGCUGACCCAGACGCAGUUCCACAACCUCCGCAACCGCCUGGAGGACGGCCAAGACCUGCACCCCAAGAGUGUGGACCUGGACAGGUUCUUCACGUCACGAAGGCUGCUGGGCUGGGUCCGCUCUCUUGACAGACUACAGGUUCCUCAUGCACAACUGGAAACAUGGCUGGCCCAGCGGGAGCCAGAUCCUCUCCCCAUGGCAUGUCCAGACCAGUCAUCCCCACUGGAGAGAGCACCUGCUGGGGUAGAAAGAGACCGAACUGCCCCGCCUGUGGAAUCCAGAGCUGCACUUGGUACCAUGCAGGAAGAAAAAGAGGAGGGUGAUAAAGAGGAAGGAGCAAACCAUGCACAUCAUCACAGUGGUCCUCUGGAGGAGAGAGGAGAGGAAGAGGAGCAGGAGGAAGAGGAGGAACACCUGGGCAGGUGGACAGAGGGAAGAGGAAGACUAGGGGGUUCCUACAGCCGUGCUAACAACAGAGAGCUAACUCAGAAUGAAGUAGACCAGACUUCUCUCUCCCUCCGGGAGUGUUUGAGGCUGUUGGAGGAAAACUUUCCCUUCACAGAAGAACAACAGUUACGUGAUGUUGGUGGUAGAAGGGAAGACCAGGAGCAACAGCCACAAGGCAGGGAGCCCCUGCUGUCCCAUAUCAUCCCCACUGCUAACCCAUCCAUGGACCUGGAGCUCCACUGGCAGGACCUGUUGGCUAUCAUGGAGCCUGAGAAUACAGACGCUGACAUACUGACUUCAUUUGACCACACCCAGAAUUCAAGAGCAGCUGGGACCCUUCAGCCUGUUGGGUCUGAAGCUCUACACCAAAAUUGUAACAACCACGAGAACGGCAUAACAGAGGCUGAUCGGGAAGAAGUUUUAAUGGAGACUCCUCUGCAGCACGGUUUGUUGGAGCCUCCAAGGCAGUCAGAGCUAGAGCCAGCCCUCCUUCCUCUCACCCCCAGUGCAGACUUGGAUGACCACAGUUCUGCCUCAAACACAAGGGACACUUUGCAAAACUCUAAUGAGAAUCCCUCGCACAGUCUUCCAGACCACACACAUCUGCUUGCAGAAGAUCCUUCAGAAAACAUGGGACUAAAUGCAGAAGAUAACUCUAGUACCUUCAACAUAAAUCUACUAACACAAGGUCUUGGCGAUACCCUGGAAGGCAGUCCGUGUUCACAGAAUGCUCCCUCCCCUGAAAACCUUCCUAGCUUUGAUGUCAACUUUCAUUGGCGGGACUUGACGCCGUCUGGUUUCACCCCAUCUCCAGAGGGGAAUGGUAUGACUCAAGACCGCCUGACAUCUCCCUCCAGUGUCUUUCUGGUUGACGAAGAGGAGGAUGGUGAUGGUGAAGAUGGCCUCCUUAGCCCACUUAUUGACCUCUUAGAGGAUGCUGCCAUCUUGGAUGAGAUGAGAUUGUUGGACCUGGCUCUGGAGGAAGGAUUCAGUCCUGAGAUGGCAGCCAAGCUGGAAGAGGAGGGCUUCCUUGACCGUGAAAUAUCCCAACAGGAAACCGGCAGAGAUGAUGACGACUCAGGCUCUAGCAUGGCAGUCCCAGAAGAUGAGGGUCAACCAAGAAGACCUCAGCAAGACAUCAAGGAGGAGACAGACUCCGACUCUGGUCUUUCUCUUUCUCUCAGCCACAGCCCUACUUCUCCAUGUGCUUCUGAGGCCUCCUCUUACUCCUCUUCCUCAACCUCUUCUUCUUCUUGUGGGUCAGCUGUGGAAAGUCCCUUCUCUCAAGAUGAGGAUGAAGAGACGGAGGAAAUGUUUUUCGGUUCAGAUAUGGAAGUGGAGGUGACCAUAAAGCAGGAGGAUUUGGAAGAAGAGGAGAUGGGGGCAGUAGGAGGAGGCUACCCUGAAGAUUUUGGGAAACCCUUCCCUCCCAACUAUGGGGAUCACAAGCUGUAUAACGGCUCCCCUUGGCUGGAGCAUAUCGGCCACGAUCACACGUACAACCAGCCCUUGCCGCCCGCCUCCUCUCCAUCUCUGGGCAAGAUGCCCACCAAACACACCAAAUGCUCAUCGCGCCAUGACAACGUCAAGCCGUACCACCGCUCCUCUUCCAGACACAUCUCCGAGACCAAAAUGUGGAGCCGCGAUGAACGGCGUGCCCGAGCCGGGAAGAUCCCUUUCUCCAACGAGCUGAUUGUUAAUCUGCCAGUGGAUGAGUUUAAUGACCUAUUGGCCAAUUACCAUCUCAGUGAGGAGCAGCUUAUACUUGUCAGGGACAUACGACGCCGUGGUAAGAACAAAAUAGCUGCCCAGAACUGCAGGAAGAGGAAACUGGACGUGCUGCUGGAACUGAAAGACAAUGUGUCAGGUUUGAGGCGCUACCGUUCGCGGCUGCUCCGAGAGAAACAGGAAGCCCUGAGGAACCUGCAGGAAAUGAAGCGCCGACUGGGCACGUUGUACCAGGAUGUCUUUUCCACGCUGAGGGACGAGGAGGGCAUGCCGUUGAAUGCUAUGGAGUACCUGCUUCAUUUUGAGUCAGAUGGUAGCGUCACGGUAGCUUCACGCCAACAAGGGGCAGCGCUGCCACUGAGAAACAAAAGCAAGAAACAGAAGGACAAGAAGAAGUGAGGAGGGGCAUACUGAUGUGGUGGUGAAUGAAGGAACACAGGAAUUCUUUAUCUGGUGUCAAUGGAAGGUGCUGAAAGGUACCAUGGAAUCCUCACAUGUCCUUGCACUGGCGUUUUUAUUCAAAGAAUUGGUGGAUGGCUGGAUGGACAGAGGAAAUCAAGGCAGGAAAAAAAAGAGCAAGAAAACCUUUACCCCAGGAUGUGUUGCUAUCCAUUCUUCUUUAUGAACAUUUUCUACACUGGAAAAAAACACUGGAGUUCAACAAUUGUUAAGCUCAAACAACUCUGAGGUAAAUCUAGGCUACUACAUAGUGGAAAUAAAACAACAGACGCUAGUUGACCUGGGACCAGCGCUUUUGGUGCAUAGGCUAGUUCAAUGCCUAUGCACAAUCCUGCUGGAAAAUACUGAGUUGAACAAGCCAACAGACUAAUAGCACGCUGGAUCCUGGCCAUCAGCUAAUGUAGCCGAAUUAGCCGCACAAUCGCAGACACUACAAUGACUCUGGGCCACCAAGGAAGGGUUGCUGGGGCACAGGAAGGGAAGUGGUGAUCAUGCCCCCCCUGAGCUGGUAGUGGUACGGCAUCUCACUCAAAGACACUUCAGCAGGAUAAAGACAGGGGGUCAUGGGGAUCAAACCUGUGUAUAUAGAGUUCCCAGAUAGUGCAGUAACCACAGGCCACCUUGCUGCCAAAAUGAACCAAAAUACUCCAAGACUUUAUGUACCAUCUCCAGCAGAGUCCUUUCAAAUAAAUGUAGAGUAAAUGUGGCACCUUGGCCACUUUGCUGGGCUUCUUGGAAUACAUAACCUAGGAGAGACUUCACGUCUGGCAGUUUUCCUUGACAAUGUCCCUUACAAGUGCCACUCCUACAACCUGAAUGAGUUUGGGGUUAGGGUUAGAGUGACUGAGGUAUCAAUGACAAUUCACAAACAGCAAAACCAUAGUGUCUAUAUAAGCUAAAAUUUGGGGGAUAGGCCUUUGGAGCCCCAUCCAUUUUCAGUCUGUUCUGAAUAUGAUUAAUCGACUUUGGAUUGACCCAAAUAGGUUGCCUGUAUUAUUUUUUUCUUGUGAAUUUUCUGAAAGCACAAUAGCAAGGGGUUUCACCUGUGCCUUCAACAUACGUUUUUGUUUUUAUGUAUAUUCAACCUAUGUGACUGUGAAGCUGUGGAAAUCGUAUUGUCAACUUUAAACAAGAUGGUGGGAAUCUGUAUUCCAAAUAUAGCUCAAGGGUAGGCCCAGGUACAUGGGUACAACAAUACAAGUUGUUAAGCUGUUAAUGUUUUAAGAUUAAAAUGUCAAAAUGUAUGUCAAAUGCCCCAAAUACUUGCCUGGCAUUUUUAUUUUUUACAUGAAUUGAUACUAUAAAAAUGACAGCUUUGGCCUUCAAAUACAUGUAACUCUGGAUUCAUAAACAUUUCUCCAAACUCAAGGCUAAUCUGUGAAUUGGUUUAAGUAAGGAUGUCACCCUCUGGUGGUUGUGCACAUGGCUGAGUAAGACAGAACUCCAUCCAGAUUCUGAUGAAACUAUAAAUGGAAUUAAACAUGGCAGCAGUUUAACCUCUUGAUACUAAGAAGGGUAUAUUUAUACAUACAUAUACACUGUAUUAUAGGUUGUAGUGGAGUCUUCUGUUCAUAAGUAGUAGUUGUGAUGAGUAAAUGAUUAUCAGCAAAGCAAAUUUAGAAUUUCCUUGGAAUGAGCACAGCCAGGAGAACAUGCUAGCAGUUACUACUGUGUAGUCAGACCUCCAACAAACACAUUCAAUUCGUAAUGAUGGAUUGUUUUUAAGGAAAAGAACUUGUUUGAGUAAGUGUUCAGAGUUCUACCUAGUGGACACCUCAUUUUAGAAUCCAACUACUGCAAAUGCCUGGCAAAGAAACGCAGUCAAAUGAAACCAAUCCAUCUUUUAAUUUCAUGAAGACCAAAAAUAACCUGCAUGUCCUGCAUGACCCAUCAAUACCACUGAUGGACAAAGCUUUUAUUAUUGGUUUGUUUAAAUUUUGUGCUUGUAGGUAUUCAAGGAGGUUGUUUUCUGUAAUAUAAAAUAAAAUGAAAAUAAAUUGUAUUUCUUUGGAGUCA